Messenger RNA from Dipodomys spectabilis (banner-tailed kangaroo rat), 725 nucleotides. RefSeq names its product CD3d molecule (gene Cd3d). Gene Ontology annotation, molecular function: transmembrane signaling receptor activity. NCBI's taxonomy places the organism in Eukaryota, Metazoa, Chordata, Mammalia, Rodentia, Heteromyidae. The transcript has 5 exons. Gene Ontology annotation, biological process: cell surface receptor signaling pathway; positive thymic T cell selection. Gene Ontology annotation, cellular component: alpha-beta T cell receptor complex; external side of plasma membrane; membrane. The record is from RefSeq and is a predicted model, not a curated record. The coding region runs from base 21 to 635 and encodes 204 amino acids.
CCUUUUUUUUUUGCAUACCCAUGAGUCACUUGGCGGAGGAGGGGAGGGCUCUCACCCUGGCUGGUGGUUCUGUGAUCCGGCACUGUUUGCUGGAUGAAUUCCAUUGGAAGAUGGAACGUUGGAAGAUCUUGGCUGGCCUGAUCCUGGCUGCCUUCCUCCCUCAAGUGAGCCCCUUUAAGAUACCUGUGGAGGAACUUGAGGACAAAGUAUUUUUGAGGUGCAAUACCAGCAUCGUGAGGCUAAAGGGAACAGUGGGAGCACCAUUAUCAAGCAAUAAAACCCUGGACUUGGGCAAACGUGUCUUGGAUCCAAGAGGAGUGUAUAAGUGUAAUGGGAUAGAUAACCAGGCCCAGGAAGUCUCUACUGUGCAAAUAUAUUACCGAAUGUGUCAGAGCUGUGUGGAGGUGGACUCGGCCACCGUGGCCGGCAUCAUCAUCACCGACAUCAUUGCCACGCUGCUUCUUGCUUUGGGAGUCUACUGCUUUUCAGGACAUGAGACUGGAAGGGUCUCUGGGGUUCUUCCAGCUGCUGACACUCAAGCUCUGUUGAGGAAUGACCAUUUGUACCAGCCCCUCCGAGGCCGCGAUGACGCUCAGUACAGCCAUCUUGGAGGAAACUGGCCCCGGAAAAAGUGACUGUGGACCUGGUGGUGUCUGGAAGCGUCAUUGUCAACUGUGCCUUCCCUCUGAGAUCAACCAAUAAAGACUUUUUUUUCGCUCCAGUCA